AUGUCAUCAUCAGCCAAGAAUGAGAAAGCUGAGACGAUAUUGAAGAAGUAUUCUCAGUCUCCUAGCAUAAUAAGUGUGGUUGAGAUGCACAGUGGAGGUGAUCCUAUGAGAAUCGUCUUUGAUGGCUUCCCAGAAAUUAAAGGAGAUACCAUCCUACAAAAGUUACACUAUGCUAAGUCACACUUUGCCAUUGAUUUUCAACUUGUUAGUCCCACAGAACCGGAGACGUUGAUCAAUAUUCAGGCGCCCUGUGGAUUAGUGAAGACGCAUGUAGAAUAUAAAAAUGGCAAAACUGGUGCCACCAGAUUCCAAAGUGUGCCAGCAUUUGUCUUCGCUACAGAUGUAGAGGUUGACAUUGCAGGACAUGGCAAGGUCAAAGUUGACAUUGCAUAUGGCGGUUGUUACUUUGCAUUUGUGCCUGCACAUUCCUUCAGAUUGGAUUUGCAAAAAUCAAACCACAAUGAUAUGAUAAAGGUCUAUAAAGAGAUAAGAGAUUUGCUUACAAAACAAGUGAGUCUUGAACAUCCAGAGAGUAACGAUGAAGAGGUUCUAAAGAUUAGUGGCGUUAUUUUUACUGACGGGAAUGACGAAUUCUGUAACGAGCCAACUGUACAUACAUGUGCUUAUGGAAAGUCACAAAUUUGCCGUGCUCCAUGCGGGAGCGGCACUAUCGCACAUACCGCCUUGCAAUACUAUAAAGGUCAAAUCAGUGUAGGCCAAGUGAGGACAUUCAUGAGUGGUGUAACUGGUAGCAAGUUUAUGAGUACGGUCGUCAGGGAGACCAAAUAUGGAAAGUAUGAUGCUGUGAUAGUCGAGUUGUCAGGUAACGGAUAUUAUACAGGAAUGGCAAACUACAUGGUGGAAAACGAAGACAAAUUGAAAGACGGAUUUAACAUUAUCUAG
This is a messenger RNA of Saccoglossus kowalevskii, 903 nucleotides long. RefSeq names its product trans-L-3-hydroxyproline dehydratase-like. Gene Ontology annotation, molecular function: hydro-lyase activity. NCBI's taxonomy places the organism in Eukaryota, Metazoa, Hemichordata, Enteropneusta, Harrimaniidae. The record is from RefSeq and is a predicted model, not a curated record.